CCCUUCCAACCAUUUGCGCCCACAAGGCCGCAACUGCCAGCAGCAAGACAGGAAUCGCAACCGCGAGCCGGUGAGAAAUGGAGGGACGCCCCCGCGGCGGCGGCGGCGGCCGGACCGCCAUGGACUACUCGCUGGCGGCGCUGAAGCUCUUCGCCUCGCAGCUGGCGGGCUCCACCACGGCCCCCUCCUCCGAGGGCUCCUCCCCCGCGCAGAUGCUCUUCGGCAUCCGCUUCCAGCGCGCCUGGAUCCAGGGCGUGGUGGUGCGCGCGGACUACAGCGUCGGCGACGGGAGGCUGUUCGUGGAUGACGGCUCCUGCGUCACCGAGCUCAUGCUCCGGCCCGAGGAUGCCAAGGGCCAGCCCUGGCGCCCAGGGAUGUAUGUGCUCAUUAUUGGGGCAUAUAUUGCACCCCAGUCUACGGAAAGUCUGCCGAUGGUCAAGGUGCACAAGAUAGUGGAUCUCUCAGCGCAGCCGGACCGUGAAGCGAUGUGGUACAUGGAAGUCGCCGAGGCGUACAACUUCUUCUACAAGGCUGACGCCUCUGGGGUCGGCUCGCCGCCAUGAGCACUCCUUGGUCUCUACUGAGUCCUGAUGAUCAGUUUCGGUGUAGGGCUCUUAACAUCACUGCCACUGCUUCCCUCUGUACCCGUGCUUGCGUGGCUGGUGCCCCUGAUCUGCUCCUCAUGACUGCUGCAUUGUCGCAGAUUGCUGCUGGUAACUUAAGAGAGUGGCCCCUCUGGUGGUGUGACUUGUUUUUGUCAGAUGAACUCUGGUGCACAUCCAACAGCGAGAAAUUUGAUUGGAAUCUCUCGACCUUUCAUGCGUCA
This is a messenger RNA of Aegilops tauschii subsp. strangulata, 826 nucleotides long. RefSeq lists its product as uncharacterized. Gene Ontology annotation, cellular component: cytosol; nuclear speck. NCBI's taxonomy places the organism in Eukaryota, Viridiplantae, Streptophyta, Magnoliopsida, Poales, Poaceae. The record is from RefSeq and is a predicted model, not a curated record. Gene Ontology annotation, biological process: regulation of sister chromatid segregation; maintenance of rDNA; DNA repair.